AUGCUCCUGACACCCACCGCGGCGUCUUUGCAUUCUCUCAUUCUCCCGUCCGCCUUCGACAGCGUUCAGAUCUGGACUGCGAAUCUUCUAGUCCUCCUUUGGCCGCCCGGCGUCGGACAUUACCGUCCCCCUCGCCUGACCAUGAAUGAUAUAUACAAUGUGCCCUCGAGUCGCGGGGUUCCCCAUGCGGAGGCCAGUGCGGAAACCGCGACACCACUCGCGGGAGAUUCAAACCACACGGCAGAAAUCCAGGUUCCACGAUCGCCACAGCCUCUGUCCUUGCAGGUUAAUUGCUUGGAGGCUGGGGUUUAUAGCCGGGGUAACUCGAACGUCAGCUAUGUCGAAUCGUCCGAACACGGCAGUGACACCUCAGAUGGCCAUCGACCAGAACUGCAAUCCGCGAGCACUUUCACAGACUCCCUACCGAGCAUACCGUCCUCAUCGCUGAACGAUUCAAACCGAUCUAUGGACCUCGAUACUUCGUAUGGGGUGAUUGGGAGCGUGGGAAUGCCCAGGACAGAACAAAAGGCUUCAGAUCUUCUGGAAACAUUGCAUACUUCACGAGCCAAUGGUAACGUGACAGCAACCGGAACAAAUAGUGCAGUGAAAUCAGAAAGACACAGCGAUGACUUCAUAUCACCUCUGCGGUCACCGAAAAAUUCGAGCGCUCGACCGCAAGGAGCUGGUACGCGCUUUGUCCCGGGCCACAAACGAACAGCAACUGGAGACAUCAAACACAUCUCUUCUACACUUGCUUCCUCUAGAAGCUCAGAUACCAUUGGGGCAGCUCGCCGUCGGUCAAAGAGCAUGGGAUCAUCGGCCCACGGCAGCAGAAUCGCCCAGCUGUCAGUCCAUAUACGUACACGACUGUCAUACGCGGCCGCCAAGGUAGAAAAAUCACGACAGUCACCAUCUAGUAUACAAUUAGCACUUCGCGGGCUCGAAAACCUGCCAUCUCCAGACACCCCUUCGAAUGGCAUUGCAUCAACUCAAGACUCAACACAUAUUCCCCACGCACAAAAUGGCCAACGUCCGUCAUCUACCGACGCACUGCCUAACCAUCAACAUUCUCAUCAUAGAUCGUAUUCGGCAAUCUCAUCUCCUGGAAAACUUCUGCAAAUUCCGAAGUUGGCACCCCCGGCCGACAUUGUUUCAUCGGUCGGAGACACCCGACGGCGGCGACCCAAUCCGAACUGGGCCUCGAAACCAUUCGACCACAGCCCCUAUGCCCGCCACCGACGCCAUCAUUCCCACCAAGAACACUCUAUUAUCCGGCCUCUCAAUGGGUCGUCGCCAAGAGUUAUGGGACCAGGGACGCCGUCCAUCCUGCCGACUAGUCGUGGACCUACAUCGUCUCAAAAUAUCUACUACGGAUCACGAACCCAGUCUGAAAACACUGCUAUGGAGCAGGAUGCCAUCGAAACGUUGCUUUUUAUGUCCAGCCCUGAGAACUCGGGGUACCGGUCUAGUCCUCGACCGUUGCAGCAGCCACCUGCAACAAGGCAAAGCUUGAAUGCCUCGUUGUAUUCCCACAACCACAGCAAUGGAGUAGGAACUCCACAGAAUCAAAAUCCGCAGGAUGGGGAAUCUUUGCGCAGCCAAGAUUUCAAAUCACGAGACCACGGAAGGGGUUUAGAAGCCCAUGCAGGAGACGAGAUCGAUCGUAUCCUAGACCAGAUGGACAGUGACAGCGAUGAUGAUGCCCGAUACGCCUCGCAUCGUCAUAUUAUCAAGGCUCCGCAAUCUAGGUGGCACCGUGACCAGCGGAGGUGA
Molecule: messenger RNA, 1773 nt
Organism: Penicillium argentinense
Lineage: Eukaryota; Fungi; Ascomycota; Eurotiomycetes; Eurotiales; Aspergillaceae
Exons: 3
Coding region: 1-1773 (590 amino acids)
Source: RefSeq, a predicted model, not a curated record